UCGCCGUAACCAAGCAGCACCGAAAAACUUAAGUACAGACAAAAAUUGAGCAAGUUCCAGAAAAACCUUGACACGAAUUAGACCAUCGCAGACAAGCAAAUCGAAGGCAGAAAAAGUCGUUAUCAAAUCCAAGUUGCCAAAAGCAGUUACCAAAACCCACCAAAAAUCAGCGAAAAAUGGAAGAGAUCUGGAAGAAAGUCUGCAGCCACUACGAUGUGCCCGAGCAGGUGGCCAAUGAGUGGUUCACUCGCAUCCAGGAGCAUCUGAGUGACGACAGUCCCUCGCGGGCCUACCACAACUGGAACCAGAUGAUGCAGCGCAAGGAGUCGCACCUGGCCGAGUGCACCAAUCCGAACAUUGUGCUGGCUGCAUUCUUUCAGUAUUACCACUUUGAUGGCAACCGCAGCUGUGUAGAGGAAAACUGCGAGGUAUUCCAGGAGUUCUGCAAGGAAGCCACCAUCGAAGAUGAUGAUACCAAGAGUCUGGUGUGCAACCUGUUGGGACGCAAAACUCCCGAGAACGAAGUGCACUGGUGCCACGACGAUGAAGCCAAUUUGUUGCAGGAUGUGGAUUUGGUGGUGCUGGCCUCCUCACCGGAGGAGUACAAGCACUAUACAACGCUUCUGCGUUCCGAAUACGCAAAUCUCGAUGAUGCGACAUACAAGGCCAUGCGCAUUAAGGUUCUGGAGACACUAUUGCUUAUACCAUCAAUAUAUGCAACUGGGGAGUACCACGACAAGUACGAGGAGCAGGCCCGUGCCAAUAUACGCAGCGAGAUACUCGAGUUGAAGAAGUAAGGCGUUUGCGCGACUUGCUCAGAUUUAGAUUCCAAAGGGCUCUUUAUUUGCUGCUUAGCUGUGUACUUAAUUGCUGUUUAUACCUCAUUCGAAAUGCAUGAAAUUACUACACAACCAAGACUGCUCGAAGGACAGAGGUUCCUUGACAGAUUGGGACGUCUUUUUUUAACAGUCCCAUGCAUGGACUCUAGAUAAAUUGUAACUUAAUUCUGAACUGAAUUCAAGUUUAAUCAAAAUUUGUCUACUAGUUCGAUUUUAUGCCAAUCUAUACGUAAGCCCUUUUAAUAUAAUUACUACCAUAUUCCCACAAUAAACAUGAUAAAUAUGUAUA
Drosophila persimilis is the source of this 1128-nucleotide messenger RNA. RefSeq lists its product as uncharacterized. The transcript has 3 exons. The record is from RefSeq and is a predicted model, not a curated record. Lineage: Eukaryota; Metazoa; Arthropoda; Insecta; Diptera; Drosophilidae. Bases 177 to 797 code for a protein of 206 amino acids.